This is a messenger RNA of Microthlaspi erraticum, 1401 nucleotides long. The record is from the annotation of a GenBank genome assembly. Lineage: Eukaryota; Viridiplantae; Streptophyta; Magnoliopsida; Brassicales; Brassicaceae.
AUGUUUGGUGGUGUCUUGUCUGUGCCUGUGAAUAAUCAUCACUUGCGCAAAUCUGGAAACAGACUCAUCACCACUAAUCUUGGAGAAAAUGACUCGAAGAGCGCAAGUAUGCUACUAGGUUCAAUUGCCAAAUUGCGAAGUCCUCUGCUCCUUAAAACUCUAAAGGUUGCUCUGUAUAUCGGAGGUCUUUAUGUUUGUGGAAAGGUUGGAUGGGAAUCUGUAAUGAGAAUGGGAAUAGGGACACGAGAACUGUUCUUCUAUGAGACAUUUCUGUAUUAUAACCCUCUCCUUCUCAUUACGAUGAUGGUUUGGCUGUGGGGUGUUAAUUUGUGGGUUUUUGCUCGGUCUGGAGUAGAUUAUGCAGCAAUCUUUUAUCUAGGACCAGAUCAUCUCACUCACAAAGAGAUAUGGAAGUGUGCUAGGUGGAUGACGACAAUAAUACUGACUAGCAUGACUGCAUAUCUGUAUCUAUACUCGCACGGGGACGUGUCGUUGGCUGCAUCUCAACCAGUGGUUUUGUAUUUCUCUGCUGUGUUAAUUCUGAUCAUACCUUUCAAUAUCUUCUACAUGCCGUCUCGUUACUACUUGUUAUGGACUUUUUGGCGCAUUCUCUUCCCUGUGCAGACGGUGACGUUUUCAGACUUCUUUCUAGCUGAUAUCCUGACUUCUAUGUCAAAGGUUCUGUCGGAUUUAGAACGGUCUGUAUGUCGUAUGGUCCAUCGACAGGUAGCAACUGUUGCAUGGUUUGAAGCCGAUUCGGUUUGCGGUAGUCAUUCUGCUGCAAUCCCUUUGGUUCUUGUUCUACCGUAUCUCUUCAGGCUGUUCCAAUGCAUCCGUCAGUACAAAGAUAGCAAGGAAGUUGCAAACAUCUGGAAUGCUGGCAAAUAUAUGACGGCGGUGCCUGUCAUCUUUCUAUCAGCUCUCAAGUAUUACAUAGAUCCUGAUACAUGGACUUACUCCAUUCAGCCUGCUUGGAUCCUCGCUGGCCUUGCCAACACUUUCUUCUCCUUCUUUUGGGACAUUUUACGCGAUUGGGAUCUAAGUGUCUUCACUCGGAUUUUCAAAUUCACAAGACCAAACAUCUGCUCUCAUCUUCUCUAUGGACGCCGUUGGGUGUAUAUAUGGGUGAUUGGAAGCAAUCUGGUGUUAAGGUGGACAUGGACAUACAAGUUAUCAGCUCAUCUCCGUAACAACUACAUCACAGUCUUCAUCAUCACUCUUCUGGAGAUUUACAGGCGGUUCCAAUGGGCGUUUUUCCGUAUAGAGAACGUGUGGAACAAGAUCAACAACCCCAAGCGUACUUCUUCUUCUUCUCAUCAGUCUAAUCCUCAACCACUCCAAAACGAUGUCGUCAGCGAACGUGAGAAGUUAAUCGCUUAUAGUCACAGCCUCGGUGUAUAA